Messenger RNA from Xylona heveae TC161, 1634 nucleotides. RefSeq names its product arginine-tRNA-protein transferase 1. Gene Ontology annotation, cellular component: cytoplasm. The record is from RefSeq and is a predicted model, not a curated record. Bases 87 to 1505 code for a protein of 472 amino acids. Gene Ontology annotation, biological process: protein arginylation. Lineage: Eukaryota; Fungi; Ascomycota; Xylonomycetes; Xylonales; Xylonaceae. The transcript has 12 exons. Gene Ontology annotation, molecular function: arginyl-tRNA--protein transferase activity.
GUCCAGUGGAACGCGACAACAACACAGCACCUUUUUAUAAACCCCACACAGCAACCUGCAUCAGAGCCUGUUAAGGCCCCAUAUUCAUGGCGGAAAAAGGAUUGUCCUCCAUUGCUGCCCUCGGGUACAUGAAUAACCGCUGCGGAUAUUGCAAAAGGACGGAUGAUGGCAGCCCUUCCUACUUUGUUUUUUGUAGAAGUCUUACCACAGAUGACUACAUCGACCUAAUGAAUCGUGGCUGGAGACGCUCAGGAACAUAUAUUUAUAAGCCGGAUGUUUUGCAUGCAUGCUGCCCACAUUACACUAUUAGACUAGAUGCCCAGCAGUUCAAACCAGCAAAGGAUCAGAGACAAGCCCUGAAUCGCUGGUCAAAACACAUUCUGGGAGAGAAAUAUAUCCAUGAAGCAGCGCGACUGCACCCGGUAUCCAAAGAGGAAAAAUCACGUCGGAAAAAUGAAUUUGAUUUGGUCCAUUCUUUGCACGAGUGCGAAUCUGCCAAUGUAAAGCGACCUCCUCAGCCUGAGCAUACAUUCGAAGUCACUCUAGAGCCGGACACCUUUACAGAAGAGAAGUACGCUCUUUACGCAAAUUACCAACGCAUUGUACACCGUGAAGAGCCCAAAUCUAUUACUAGAAAAGGCUUCAAAGGUUUUCUUUGCUCAUCCCCGCUUGUUAGGGAAGAGCGUAAUGUCAGUGGAAGGCCUCAGAAGCUGGGGAGUUAUCACCAAUGCUACCGCGUUGAUGGGCGUCUGGUAGCAAUGGGCGUACUUGAUCUGCUGCCAGACUGUGUCAGUGCUGUUUAUUUCAUGUAUUUUGAGGACCUGAACCAAUGGAACUUUGGCAAGCUUGGCGCCUUACGGGAGACUGCUUUGGCUGUAGAAGGCGGAUAUAAAUACUAUUACAUGGGCUUUUAUAUUCAUUCCUGCAUCAAAAUGCGGUAUAAAGCCGACUACAGGCCGCAGUACAUUCUCGACCCAGAAACGUUUGCCUGGACACCUUUAGAUGAUGACAUGAAGAAACGUCUCGAGACACGAAGAUAUGUCUCUCGAUCUCGCGACCAGCGAAUGGGCUUUGAUGCGAACACUACCCCUGAAGAAGCCGGUGUCAAACGCAUACCGGGAACAGAGGAACACGAGACAUCUGACGAGACCGCGCCUCCCUCAGGCAAAAAGAGAAAAACAAGACCCCCGAAAAGGGAAAAAUCGCUAUUCAAAGUCAAAAUGCCGGGCGUCAUGGCACCCGAGGAAGUCGAAGCAUCAUUGGAUCUCGGAGAUAUGCUCCUUCAGACGCAUAUUGUCCCUUAUCCCGUCCCCGCUCGUUACUUGGUCUCAUGGGAACGCGGCACCGCCAGCGACACCACCUCGAUGAAAGGCGCCUUUGCACAAGUCGCUGCCGUUCUCGGACCAAAUGUAGCCAAGCGCGUUGUUAUGGCUAUGCCGCCUCCCACAUCUGACGACUAUGAUGAAGAUGACGAUGAGGAGGAUGAAGAAGAGGAAGAAGAUUAAGUGUCACCAUAUUAAAGGAUUUAUAUUGCUCCUUAGGAUACGCGAAUAUAUAAAGUUUCUUGGGAAUUGACAUUUACACUUUUAUAAGUGAUUCUAGAUAGAAUAAGAGCAAACGACCCGAAAACGCCA